UUGAGCAGCUGUUUGGGCUAGUGUUAGAGGGUUUCAGCGGGUGUUUGAGGGGGGGUUUGGGCCGGUGUUUGAGUCGGUGUUUGGGCCGGUGUUUGGGUGUUUGACGUGGCGCAGCAUCACAGUAGGAGUGAGUUAACGCGCCGCUCCGGCUCCGGCUCCGGCUCGGUGAGGUAAUCAGCCCGGCGAUUCCCAAAAUGGCGGAGCGGCAGAGAGAAGACCAGGGGGAUGCAGAGAGUGAAGACGAAGCCUACGAGGUUGUGGACUUGACGGAAUAUGCACGCAGUCACCAGUGGUGGAGCAGACUUUUUGGGAGUAACUCUGGGCCCAUUGCUGAGAAAUACUCGGUGGCCACUCAGAUCAUGAUGGGUGGGGUUACUGGCUGGUGUGCUGGAUACCUUUUUCAGAGGGUGGGAAAAAUCGCUGCUACUGCAGCAGGUGGAGGAUUUCUGUUACUGCAGAUUGCUAAUCACAGCGGCUAUGUGCAAGUGGACUGGAAGAAAGUGGAGACAGAUGUGAACAAAGCCAAGAAACAGCUUAAAAAGAAAGCCAACACAGCGGCUCCGGAAAUAAACACCUUUAUUGAAGAGGCUACAGCGUUUGUGAAGAGGAAUGUGGUGGUCUCCAGCGGGUUUGUGGGGGGGUUCUUGUUGGGUGUUGCCUCCUGAGCUAAACAGUUAAAAUCCUGUGGAUCAGACCGACUCUAAAGCUGUGAGAUGAUCUGUGCGGGAUCUCGCGGUGCUCUCUCGCUCUGCUGUUCUCUGAUUUUGCCAAUUAAUGGAGUCUGCUGCGCCUCCUGUCUGGUCUAGACUCUGUGCUGUGGAGGACUCUGAGGUGGAGGUUUAUCUUUACAUUAAAACUACUUGAAACUACCUUUUCAUUCAGCGAACACACACACACACACACACUCCCCACUUUUUAAUAUCGUGUGAUCGGAAACUGUGUUAUCAUACUUCUGUAUUACUUAAGUUACAUGUAUGUAAAGAAUAAAUGAAAUAAAUGUGAAAUGUUCAUCUGU
Molecule: messenger RNA, 1015 nt
Organism: Astyanax mexicanus (Mexican tetra)
Lineage: Eukaryota; Metazoa; Chordata; Actinopteri; Characiformes; Acestrorhamphidae
Product: FUN14 domain-containing protein 1
Exons: 5
Coding region: 195-665 (156 amino acids)
Biological process (GO): autophagy of mitochondrion
Cellular component (GO): mitochondrial outer membrane
Source: RefSeq, a predicted model, not a curated record